GACAACCAUCCUCAAUGUAGAACAUUCCCCAAAAUUUGGUUGUUUUAAAUCUUGGAGAAAUUAAUUAUUCACUUUCUGGAAUCUAUUACGUGUGAAAUACAGCAGAAGAUCUUGGUUUCAGGCACUACUUGCUUUAUAUAUAAUCAGCACAAACUUGUGAAAUAUGAGUGUCAUAUACUACUCAUUUUUUGAGAUGGCAAUUUCCAUUAACAUGAAGUAUUCUCUUCAAGCUUUAGCUGUGACUUGCAUCUUGUUUUUCUCCUUCACACUAGGGAAAGCAGAUGAUUAUGGGACUCAAACCGCAGCUGCAGGAGUACUUGAAAAUGAAUAUCUGCCAAAUUAUGGAGGCAUAAAUGGAGGAUAUUCAUCGCAAAACGGAGAUUAUCCUCAUGAAUAUGGGGGUGGCACUGGCACAGCUGAUGCUCAACCUGGCUAUCUUUUCUCUAAAGCUUUGCGAUGUUUCAACGAUAAGCAGCUGCAGAUAUACAGUAGUUGUGAGGAGGCUUAUAGACUGACUGAGACAGGGGAUCUCAAUGUACCACCUGAAUAUACCGAUCAAUAUUGCAGCGGACCAUGCUUGAAGGAGACACACCUUGUGCUAAAUUGUCUUGGAAAUAUACUGUCAAACUUCAGAUUCUAUAAUAAGGCCACCAUUAGGGUGGUCGAAGAGACUAUCAAGGAAGGAUGUAGCUAUGGCCCUAGAAGAGGUUUCUUCAAUGUUGCUGAGCACAUCCUAGCUGAUGGUGGCACUGCUCUUCGCGCUUCCAAGUUCAUGCUACAUGGUGUUGUUCUUAUGUCUUUGACACACAUUUUCUUCCUUUAAAGAAUUUGAAGUGAUGGUAUUGAUGGACAAAGUAGCUUAUAGAUUUAGAUGGAGCAUUCUAGUUUUUGGUGUUGUUCAAUUUGACAAGUGGUAGUGCUGAUAGGUUGUAGUGAACAAAAGCCUAUCUGUUCAUUAUAUCUUGGAAAUUCUUGUUCCAUUUGGGCCGUUGUUGUAGAUAAGCACCCGAGAGUUUGUUAGAUAAUUAUCCAUUUCUAAAUUAUAUGACAAAAUUAAUGUCUAUGCUCGUUAAUUCA
Messenger RNA from Nicotiana tabacum (common tobacco), 1077 nucleotides. RefSeq lists its product as uncharacterized. NCBI's taxonomy places the organism in Eukaryota, Viridiplantae, Streptophyta, Magnoliopsida, Solanales, Solanaceae. The record is from RefSeq and is a predicted model, not a curated record.